AUGCAGGUCCGCCCGCUAGUGCAGAGUCAGGCUCCGCUGGCCAGCCCAUCCUUCCUGAGGGCUUCGCAUUUCCAGCUUGCCUUCGACCACCGGCCCGAGGGGAACACGGUGGUCUCCCCGUACCGUACCGAUUACCCUCCUCGGUGGGGCAGCUACCGCAGGCACCCCAUCCUGCCCCCAAAAUGCGCGGGAGUCUUGAACCAAGACAUGGACGAUUCCUGGGACACCCGCUCAGAAACCAACCUCUCCUACCCACCCCGGCGCCUGGAGGCAAAGCCAGCCAUCUCCCCACCCUCCUCCCACCUCAAAAUGCAUGCCGAUUCCCGCCACAGCACUUUCACCUCCGUCACCCACGACAGCUACCCAUGCCCCCCCAGCAUGCUGCGCAACCCCCCCAACCGCGUGGACAAGUGGGACGACAGUGUCCCCAGCGGGGACAAAGAGAAAGAGGCCUUGCCCGACUCGCUCUACCAGCAAUCCUAUCCAGCCCACACGGGGAUGAGGCCGGCUGCAAAGGCCCCAAGUCGCCACCUGGGAGGAGAUUCCACCCUGAAAGGUGAUGGAUGCACCCACUACACCACCUCCUACCAGUCCCAGUACAAGGGCGAAUGGGCACCCCCAGCCCAGUCCUGCAACGAGAAUGUGGUGUCUGUCGUCUUCGGUGACCCCCGGUAUCAUCAGGCUCUAACCGAGCAGCAGCGGGCCUAUACCCCCCAGCACUCCGAGGGCCCACGCUACGACCCGGACAGAGCGGCCGCACAGGUUCACCAGACAAACAUCCAGCCCGGUGAUGGACGGCAAAGUUUUUCCACUAUCAUGUCCGAAUCGUACCCUUGGAAGGACCCCGGACCUCUGCACCUUUUGUGCACCAGGAAGAACAAAUCCUCCAUUCUCCGAGGAGACCAAGACCCCAAGAGGAACGUGGAAAACGCCACGAUGACCAACCACCGGUUUUACUACAGAGAGCCAAACCUGAAGGAGCUGCUGGCCCAGCCAGCGGGCAAAACACUGAAAGGCGAGGGGACGGUGCGCUUGGGGGAUGACCGCUUUGCCUGCUUCAGCACCACUCAACACUCGGACUAUCGGAUGCCCCCCGAAACCCAUAAAGUGGAUGCCAAGCGCUGGAAUCUCACGGAGAGCCACAUCCCUUUCAACUAUCCCGCCUCUGACCCCACCACCAGCACCCAGGAUAUGCUCAUCCCUCACCGACAGCCAAAGCACCAGCUCACAGAGGAAGAGCUGCAGAAGCUGAAACAAUCCCAUUUCAUCCACCCAUGGAAGGAGCAGCGUUGGUUCGGCACGGAGCAGAAGGACGCCUAUACGAACAAAUACGAGGGGCCCAUCACCCUCUCCGUGGGGGACUUUCAGAGGAGCAGCAUCCCACUUGGAACCAUCCCCAAGUAUUCACUCCGGAAGAAAAUGGCCUCCUGA
This is a messenger RNA of Rhineura floridana, 1431 nucleotides long. It is a transcript of the gene SAXO5, whose product is annotated as stabilizer of axonemal microtubules 5. The transcript is spliced from 8 exons. The record is from RefSeq and is a predicted model, not a curated record. The coding region runs from base 1 to 1431 and encodes 476 amino acids. Lineage: Eukaryota; Metazoa; Chordata; Lepidosauria; Squamata; Rhineuridae.